UCCCUCAUGCCUCCACAGGACACCUCACUAUGAGCCUCACACACCUGACGGCAGGUACGAGUUGGGUUUUGAAGUAAGUGACGUCAGCCAGGGACAGACAGGUGUGACGGCCAAUGUGACGGUACUGGUGACGUCACUCACUCCCCGUCACCUCGCCCACGUUACGCCCGUCACUCUCGCCGCCCACCCACACCAGGUCGUAACUCAGGAUCAGGGAGCACAGGAAGGAGAGUCCUCUAUCCUCAACCGACUAGUAGAGGCGGCUAGGAGGUGGAUAGAAAAGGCUGGAGUGGAUAGCGUAGAUAAGGACAGCGUGGGCGUGGAGGUGGUGACCGUGGAGGAGUUUGGGAAGGACACGGACAUGCCCAUCACCCGUGUCUGGUUGACGUCCUUAGGAGCAUCCAACCUGAAUCAUGUCCUGUUGUACCAUAGGGAAGAGCUGGGUCUCAUGCUGGGCGUUACUGUGCAGGAUGUGGGCGUCGGGACGUGUGCAGAGGCCGCCCACGACACCCACGAAGCCGCCCGCAACACCCAUAGACCUGCUCACACCACUCAGAGGAACACCCACACCACCACCCACAAGACCACCCACACUACCCAUCAGUCCGCCCACCAGAGCACGCGGUGUGUUGGUGGUUGUAGGGCAUGGGCAGUACUGGGUGAUGGGUUUAGUGUGGUAGAUGCCAAAGCGUGGGCGGUAGUGGGUCCUAGGAUGGGUGUGGAAACUAAGUGUGGGUGUGGGAACCUUCCGCCCCCCGCCUACGCCCACACCUGUACACCCCAAACCUGUCUUAAUGGAGGCCGAUGUCUGCCCACACCUACAGGCACCAGGUGUGUGUGUCCUCAUGGCACCUGGGGGUUUCGCUGUAAGAUCCUGAUGCGACACUUCGAGGGAUCCAGCGAGGUGGUGAAGGACUCUCGAGACGCCGCCGCCUCUAGCGUCCCUCGCGAUCAUGUAGUGGGCGGGGGUAAUCCUGUGGGCGGGUGGGCGUGGGUGGCCUCAAUCCCUGCCUGCCCUGAGGUCCACAUUAGCUUGGAGAUACUCACGACCUCUGAGAAUGCUACUUUACUCUACUCUGGGCCUGAUGAUUUAGCCCCACCUCCAGGGACCUCCAGUGGUGAGGUAGUGGUGUUGGAGGUACGUGGAGGUCGACCAUACCUCCUCCUCGACCUAGGUGGAGGUCCUGUCACCCUCGCCCUCACGGCCUCCUAUUCACUCGCCGACUCAGCCUGGCACAGAAUCGACCUCAUAUGGAAGGAUGAGCUGGUAGAGAUGAUCGUGGACUUGUGCUCGGGUGGCAGCAUCGAUGGCCCGCCCACACCACCCACCAGGCCCGCCCACAACCAGUCAGCCCCGCCUAUACCACCCCCGCCCAUCCCACCCGACGCCCAUACGUGUAGAGGGGCGGCCAGAUUACCCAGGGCCGCCCGCGUCCUCAACACGCCCCAGCCGCUACAGGUGGGCGGGCUGGCGCAUCCUCCCCCCGCCCACACUGUGUACGGGUGGCCAGAACCGCCCACCGCCCGCCCACUACACGGCUGCGUCAGGAACCUACGAGUGAACGGAGAGUUAAUGGACCUAGGUGAUGGCCUCCUCAGUAAGAACAGUUCACCAGGCUCAGCUGUUGAUGUUGACUGUACCUCCACCGGCCUCCACUGUGGCCUCCACGCUAGGUGA
This is a messenger RNA of Homarus americanus (American lobster), 1678 nucleotides long. Its product is annotated as putative neural-cadherin 2. The record is from RefSeq and is a predicted model, not a curated record. The transcript is spliced from 7 exons. NCBI's taxonomy places the organism in Eukaryota, Metazoa, Arthropoda, Malacostraca, Decapoda, Nephropidae. Bases 362 to 1678 code for a protein of 438 amino acids.